Messenger RNA from Drosophila suzukii, 3023 nucleotides. Lineage: Eukaryota; Metazoa; Arthropoda; Insecta; Diptera; Drosophilidae. The record is from RefSeq and is a predicted model, not a curated record.
UUUCAAUGCGGCGCUUUGCAACACUGGCCCACAAACCUCGGCCCGCUCGCAGCACUAUAAACAUUGCAACAAAAAAAUCCGAUUAAAAAAGAAUCUUACGUGUGAAAAAUUAAGCAAAGACAGCCAAGGCAUUCCAACCACCAAGCCAAGGUGGCUAAGAUGAGCUAAUAAUAAGUCCAACGACCGCACCGAGAAAAAGCAAUCAAAUCUCUCCGCUGGCGCUGCGUCCCGAGCAAGAAGUAAAUAACACAACACGUCAGAAGUGGAAGAGCAUCAGAUAGACGAGGCACAGGGGUAGAUCCAAAUUAUCGGUGUUAAUACCAUUCACCACGUAGAUAGGCGACCAUGAAAGCCAACAGUUGGAUGUGCCUGCUGGCGCUGCUCCUCGCCUGGCAGCUGCGGGCGGAGGAGCUUCAGGGGCCCAACACAGAAGCCACGGGAACGGGUACGGGUCUGGGCACAGGGACUGGCACGACUCUAGGCAGUGGAACGGGCACUGCCACACCCACGCUGCCCAACGAGCCCUCCACCCAGACGGAAGCGGAGGAGGUGACCACGGCAGAGUCGGAGUCAAGAGUUCCCGCGGAGAGCAACGAUCGCAAGGCGUCCAAACCCAAGGACUCCACAGAGUUUGCCCCCAGGACGAAGGUCAUGCCGGCCGCCCUGCUCGAACGCCUCUGGAACGACAGUCUGAUGAGGCAGCAAAAGCUGAAAGCCGAGAUCGAGCGACUCGAAGCCAAACGCCAGCCCACUGAGGUGGUGGAACUAACCCCGGAGCAAAUAGAAGCUCAAACCAUGUACGACAACGCCAUGGAUAUGCUGGCCAAGCCGACGGAUAAGAGGGUGGCCUUCACUCUGCUCAAGAAGGCGGCCGCCUUUAAUCACCUCAAGGCGAGGGCGGAACUGGCCUGGGCCGUCCUUCUAGGUCACUGGAUGGACUUUGAUUUCCACCAUGCGGCAGAUGAGUUGAGAGCUGGCCAACGAGGGUGUCCCGAGGCGCACAUGGGCCUGGGAUUCCUCUAUUGCGGGGUGGGCGGCAAGAAUGUAAGCCAGCCCAGCCUGAUCCACUACAACCUGGUCCUGGGUGACAACACUCUGGCCCAAAUGGCCAUGGGCUAUCGUUAUCUGUAUGGCAUUAAUGUGCCCAUCAGCUGUGAGAAGGCGCUGAUUCAGUACAAGCGAGUGGCCAAGAAGGUGGCUUCCAAGAUCACCUUUGCCAACGGACCUGUCGUUCAUCGGGUGCGCCUGCUGGACGAACUGGAGAACCCCGGCAGUCAUGAGACCGAGAUUGUGGACUAUUACCAACUGCUGGCCGACAAGGGCGACGUCCAGUCGCAGGUGGGACUAGGUCAGCUGUACUACCAGGGCGGCAAGGCCACCCAACAGGAUCACCAAAAGGCUCUGGAGUAUUUCACCCAGGCUGCCAAUGCCGGCAAUGCGAUUGGCUUCGCAUUUUUGGGCAAGCUUUAUCUGGAAGGAAGCGAGCAAAUUAAGGCCGACAAUGACACUGCAUUUAAGUAUUUCUCCAAGGCCUCUGAGAUGGGAGACCCAGUGGGUCAAAGCGGGCUGGGUCUCAUGUACCUCAAGGGUCUGGGCGUGCCCAAGGACUCGAUAAAGGCAUUGUCCUACUUCACGCAGGGCGAUCAAGGAUGGGUAGAUGCACUGCAGCUGGGCAAUAUGUAUUUCACUGGCAAUGGCGAAACAGACUACAAGCUGGCCCUCAAGUAUUUCAAUUUAGCUACCCAGUCAGGUCAUGUUUUAGCCUACUAUAAUCUAGGAGUGAUGAAUGCCUACGGCAUGGGAAUGCUGCGUUCAUGUCCAGCAGCGGUAGAGUUCUUCAAGACCGUCUCGGAACGUGGACGCUGGAGCAGCCGUCUGAUGCAUGCCUACAGUGACUACAAGAAAAACCGCAUCGACGAAGCUUACAUGCAGUAUUCGCUAAUGGCCGAAGUGGGCUAUGAGGUGCCCAGAGUAUGCCGCCUUUUACUUGACCGCGAGGAAGUGCAUGUUUUCAACGAUCGGCACGAAGAACUCAUUCGCGCAUUCUACUACUGGAAGCGGGCAGCGGCCAGGGCUAUUCGGCGCCCAAGUCAAGUGGGCGACUACUAUUACUACGGCUGGGGUACUUCCAGAUUCGAGACCGCAGCCGCCCUUUACAGGAAAGCGUCGGAGCAGCAAUAUAAUGCCCAGGCCAUGUUUAAUCUGGGUUACAUGCACGAGCAAGGUGGCAUGAAGAAAGACUGGCAUCUGGCCAAGAGAUUAUACGAUUUGGCUGCCGAGACCAACUCGGAUGCGAAAGUGCCAGUGGCCAUUGCUUUCAAGCUGCAAAUGCUGGCCAAGAUUGAAUCAAUCAAGGAGGUGGUUAAAUUUAUCUGCUGUUGGUGGACUACCUUUUAUUCUUGUUCUCCUCCAGUCACCUACAGGUUUAUCUUCUACAUGGAUGAAAACAUUGCUGCCAAUUGGGAUUUGUACAUGAUUACCAUUUUGACCCUUCUGUUGGGCAUCAUCAUGUACAUGAGGCGACCAUUCCCGCAGCCGGAUCAGCCGGCCCAGCAGCCAGCUGCAGAUGAGAUUGCUGCCGCGCCAGUCAACUUGGCGCCGGUAGGAGCAGAAGCAGCAGCUUUAGUCGGAGUGGUCGACGGCGAGGCUGCAGUGGGAGCCCCAACUGCCGCAGUAGUUGCUUCUCCGGCUGCAGGGGCUACCUCCUCCUCCUCAUGCUCUGCGGAAAUCUCAUCGACGACUACAUCAAAAUCAAACGACGAUGCAGCGUCGCAAGGGGCAAGCAGCUCAGCAUCUGCGGCGCCGGAUGGCAACACACUCGAUCCCACUGGUUAGUCUUAGUGAAUUGGUUUAAUCAUCCCUAUAGGUUAAUUAGUGUGCGUGUAAAUAUUUAUCAUCUAAUUUCGCCCGAUUUAAUAUUUUUUAUUAAUUCUAAAACCGACCUUUUUAGAUAUUUAAAAAAAUAUCGUACUCAGAAUGUGAAUGUUGUACUGAUAAACCAAUGAAUCGAUCGACAUUUGAUA